Molecule: messenger RNA, 2481 nt
Organism: Adineta steineri
Lineage: Eukaryota; Metazoa; Rotifera; Eurotatoria; Adinetida; Adinetidae
Source: the annotation of a GenBank genome assembly
AUGUCUUCUGAACGUCAAUUUUCUGAUAUUCGAAAUUUAGUUAGUGGUCUUUAUAAUCUUGGAGAGACAAUUGGUACAGGUCAUUUUGCUGUUGUUAAAAUUGCUCGACAUGUUUUUACACAGAAGGAAGUUGCUGUUAAAGUUAUUGAUAAAAUAAAAUUAGAUGAAAUAUCAAGAGCUCAUCUAUUUCAAGAAGUUAUGUGUAUGAAAUUAGUUCAACAUCCAAAUGUUGUUCGUUUAUAUGAAGUUAUUGAUACACCCAAUAAACUUUAUCUUAUUUUGGAAUUAGCUGAUGGAGGUGAUAUGUAUGAUUAUAUUAUGAAACAUGCUAAUGGUCUUAAUGAAUCAUUAGCACGAAGAUAUUUUCGACAAAUAUGUCGAGCACUUAAAUAUUGUCAUGAAAUGCAAAUUUGCCAUCGAGAUCUUAAACCGGAAAAUUUAGUUUUCUUCGAAAAACAAGGUAUUUUUAAAUUAACUGAUUUCGGUUUUUCUAAUCGAUUUACACCUGGCACAAAAUUACUUACUAGUUGUGGAUCUCUAGCAUAUUCAGCACCUGAAAUAUUACUUGGUGAUCCAUAUGAUGCACCAGCAGUUGAUAUUUGGAGUUUGGGUGUAAUAUUAUUUAUGCUUGUAACUGGUCGUGCACCAUUUCAAGAAGCUAAUGAUUCCGAAACAGUAAUGAUGAUACUUGAUUGUUCAUAUAAACUUCCAUCAACUGUAUCAUCUGAAUGUCAAAAUUUAAUUCAUCGAAUGAUUGUACGUGACAUAGAAAAACGUGCUACACUUGAUGAAGUUAUGUCUGAUAUAUGGUAUCAACAAUGUCAAAAUGAUGGAGAAGAUGAUGAUGAUGAUGAUGAACAAAUCUAUAUUGAAUCAUUACGUUCAAUAUCAGAAGAUGAUCAUAAAUUAAUUCUUCAACAAAUGAUUGAUGGAAAUAUAGCUGAAAAAGACAUUAUAUUAAAAGCUUUAAAUGAAGAUCAAUAUAAUCAUAUAACAGCAACCUAUUAUCUUCUUGCUGAAAAACUUUCUUAUGAUAAAAUGACGAAUCAUAAUCGAAAUAAUAAACGAAAACGACGAUCAUUACAACCAGCAAGUGAUCCAUUUACAGAAAAAAUUGGUGUAUUUAUAUCUUCAUCCUCAAAAAUAAGUUAUAGUUUUAAUUUUGCUGAUGUUUCUCUACCGAUAACAAGACGAAAUUCUACCGAUGAUGAACUUGAUGAUGUUUGUGAUAAAGAAAAUCUAUUACCAAUAGUAGCAACAACAAAAUAUUCAAAUGAUUCAUCAAAUGAACCAAUUGUAACAGUUUCAAUUCAAGAUGAUGAAGAACGGCCAUUGAUACAACCACGUACAGCUAAUAUAAAUGUACAAGCAACACCUGCACAAGCUAUGAAAAUUAUAUUAGAAGAAGAUGAAAAUCCUGACAUGUCACCAACAGAUAAAAUGGAUAUGACUAUUCAACAAUUAAAUAAUCUAUCCAAGCUCAAUAAAAUUACUGAAAAUGAAAAUGAAGAUGAUAAAUCUUCUAUAUCAACAACAAAUGUUCUUAAUGAUAAUUCUUCAACCACAAGUGGAAUUCUUCGUUCAAAAGAUUUACGUUCUGUAAUUGAAUCUAAACGUCGAAAUUUUUCUCGUAGUUGUUCAAGUUCUGAUAGUGAAGAUAAUGGAAGUAAUUUUGAUAUGAAUCGUGUAUCGAAUCGAAAACAAACACGUUCACCUCAUUCAUUACCAGAAUCGGAAUGUUUACCGAAUUCUCGUGGACGAUCAUAUAGUAAUAUUGAACAUGUUUUAAAUGAAAUACCAUUGAAUAAUCAACAACAACAAAUUCCGUCAACAAAUAGUAAUGAUUAUAUAAAACGAAAAAGUUUUUCACGUGCAAGUUCAACAAUGUCAACAAAUCGUUUAACAUUAAUUAAUACAAAUGAUGAUAUGAAUUCAUUAAUAACUUAUGAUCGUACACGUAGUUUAUCAAGUGAUCAUCGUCUUGCAAAUCCUUCACAAUUUUCGAUUGCAUCACGAGCAUCGAUACGUUUUUCAACACCACGUGAAUCAACUGUAUUUACAAAAACUGAUGCGCCAAUGGUUGUACGUUUAUUACAACAAACACAUCAUCAAGAUUCAACAGAUGCAAUUAAAACUCUUAUUGAACAUCAACGUUCACAAUCCAUAUCAAUACAUCAAGAACAAAUGCAAACACCAAUAAUUAUCGAAGAAGAUAAUUCAUCAUUAUUAACAACAAAAUCAAAUACAAAAGUAAAAUCACCGACAAUGAAAAAAUCAAAUAUAAUUGCUCCUACAAUUGAACAUAUUAGUAUAAGUAAUAGUCAUAGAACAUUACCACAACAUUCCGUAUUAUUAACAUUGAAAUAUUCAUUUAUAAAACAUCAGCAACAACGAAAAACUCUUGUUGAAGAUUCAUCCAAUGAAAAUGAAAAAGAAAAACAACCGACAAGAAAAUCUCCAAAAUGUUGUACAAUUUCAUAA